This is a messenger RNA of Nomia melanderi (Alkali bee), 2765 nucleotides long. RefSeq names its product eukaryotic release factor 1 (gene eRF1). Gene Ontology annotation, biological process: translational termination. Gene Ontology annotation, molecular function: translation release factor activity. The record is from RefSeq and is a predicted model, not a curated record. Lineage: Eukaryota; Metazoa; Arthropoda; Insecta; Hymenoptera; Halictidae.
GCGCCCGUAUACGAAAGGCAGUCUCGAGGCGCUGCUCGCGCACCAACUCUUCAGUCUUUUUGCUUCCCAUUUUGUACCAUACAGUACAGUACGUCCAUCGAAGUACUGACGUUUCGUUGUUUCGCUGUGCAUGGCCGACGUGUGCAUUCCGAGGUUCACAUUCGCGUGGUACCUGCUGUGUCACAAUUAUCGCAUUUAAAACGUUACAAUUACGGCGAACAUCAACACCGCCGAUACGAAAAGAAAAUUUCGUUAAUCCGGACUUUCACGGCGGUACGAACCACCAUCCCGGACUGCAUCCCCUCGUUGGUGGUAAAAGAUUAAUUUGGUAGGAACCCGUAAACCGCGACCACGCGACACAACGCGCAGCAAUGUCCCACGAGGAGACUUCCGCCGACCGCAAUGUCGAGAUCUGGAAGAUCAAGAAACUCAUAAAAAGUCUCGAAAUGGCUAGAGGAAAUGGGACAAGCAUGAUUUCGUUAAUAAUCCCACCGAAAGAUCAAAUAUCAAGAGUAAGCAAAAUGUUAGCGGAUGAAUUUGGAACAGCUUCGAACAUUAAAUCGCGUGUAAAUAGAUUAUCUGUUUUGGGUGCAAUCACAUCAGUCCAACAUAGGUUAAAAUUAUAUACGAAAGUGCCUCCAAAUGGCCUGGUUAUAUACUGUGGUACCAUUGUAACAGAAGAGGGAAAGGAAAAAAAAGUUAACAUUGAUUUUGAACCUUUUAAGCCUAUUAAUACUUCCCUAUAUCUUUGUGAUAAUAAGUUUCAUACUGAAGCUCUCACAGCAUUACUCGCAGAUGAUAACAAAUUUGGUUUCAUAGUUAUGGAUGGUAACGGAGCACUAUUUGGUACAUUACAAGGAAAUACUCGUGAAGUACUACACAAGUUUACCGUAGAUCUUCCAAAGAAGCAUGGCAGAGGUGGUCAAUCCGCUCUCCGUUUUGCUCGAUUACGCAUGGAAAAACGACAUAACUACGUUCGAAAGGUUGCAGAAGUGGCCACUCAACUCUACAUUAGUAAUGAUAAACCUAAUAUUGCCGGUUUAAUUUUGGCGGGUAGCGCUGACUUUAAAACAGAACUUAGUCAAUCCGAUAUGUUUGAUCCAAGAUUGCAAGCAAAAGUUAUAAAAUUAGUAGAUGUUUCAUAUGGCGGUGAGAAUGGUUUCAACCAAGCUAUUGAAUUAGCUGCUGAAUCCUUACAAAACGUAAAAUUUAUCCAAGAAAAGAAAUUAAUUGGUCGUUAUUUCGACGAAAUUUCACAAGAUACAGGAAAAUACUGUUUUGGCGUAGAAGAUACAUUAAGAGCACUCGAAUUAGGUAGUGUGGAAACACUUAUCUGUUGGGAAAACUUAGAUAUCCAACGAUAUGUUUUAAAAAAUCAUACAAACGCGGAAGAGAAAGUUUCCCAUCUAACACCAGAACAAGAAAAAGACAAAACUCAUUUUACUGAUAAAGAGAGCGGAGUAGAAUUGGAACUUGUAGAGUGUCAACCUCUACUUGAAUGGCUUGCAAACAAUUACAAGAGCUUUGGUGCCACCUUGGAAAUCAUUACAGACAAAUCUCAAGAAGGUUCUCAGUUUGUAAGAGGUUUUGGCGGCAUUGGAGGAAUCCUCCGCUACAAAGUUGAUUUCCAGUCACUGCAGGCUGAUGAGCCUCUUGAUGAUGUUGACCUCGAUGAUUACUAAUUUCAUCUGUGAAAUACUCAAAGUUGACCAGCUUGCAUAUUGGGAAAGGUAUACUGCGGUACAAAGUGGACUUUCAGAGUAUGCAGUUGGAAGAUGUUGAAGUUGAUAGUUUUGACCUGGAUGACUAUUAAACCUGUGACACAACAGACAGUUCUUUUAGCUUCAGAGGAAAACAUAAGUAUAUGUUCUCCCUUGCAUCAUAUUCAAGAGAGACAUAUAGAAGGACAUGUUUAUAAAAUUAUCAUAUGAUGCAACACAUACACAGACACACAUACAUACACACGUGCACAAAUACACAGAAAUACACGUGCAAACAAAAAGGAACACUUAAAAAAACACGUAUACAUCAUGAAAUUAUUCAUUAGAAUUCAUUCAAGCAAUCAAUACACAAAAGUGAGAAGCACAAGAUGUGGCGCGCCGAUAAUCCAUGUCCAUGAAGAAAAAAAAGGCAACUCGAAGACUGUGACACUUAAUUAAGCCAGCUUGAUACCUGCCUAUUCUCACACAACAUUACCUUGUAUUACAAUUAUAGUCUUUAAUUAUUCACAUGGAUUUAUUUAAAUAAUUACACGCGCUACAGUGCUGAAUAUGUUUGUACAGUACAUAAUUUGAGACAUCAUAAUUUUAUAUAAAAUUGAUGUUUGUCAUCUUAUUGUGAAUUUUAGGGUGAAAAAAAGAAAGAGUACUCUAACGGCAUGAAGAUGUAGCGUUAUUUUUGUUCAGACACAAUCAUAAAUAAGCUGUAAUAAAUGAUUAUUAUAAACUUGAAGUUGCGUAUCGUGCAUUCUAUACCGAUUACUAAAUUCAUAUGAAUAAUGAAGAGUUCUGUACAUAGACUUAAAUUUUUAAUGGCACUGUUGCCUUAGACAUAAGUUAAGAUCGUGUAAUAUCCCGGGAAAAUAAAACCUUUCCGUCUCAUCGAGUGAUACACAUAUAUAAACAUAAGAGAUAAUUUUCGUAAUCUAUAUUAACUUCGCUGGCUCUCAACUCAUAUUUUGUACACUCACAAAUGUAUAUAACAGAUGCUUCGCAUGUGUAUCAAGAUAUCUUUUUUGAUUGUUACAAACGGUGCACUCCAUUAGU